Messenger RNA from Trichoplusia ni (cabbage looper), 1090 nucleotides. RefSeq lists its product as uncharacterized. The transcript is spliced from 3 exons. The record is from RefSeq and is a predicted model, not a curated record. The annotation marks the transcript as partial. NCBI's taxonomy places the organism in Eukaryota, Metazoa, Arthropoda, Insecta, Lepidoptera, Noctuidae.
AAAACUCUUAUUAACUUAAUUUUUUUUACAGAAUAUUGUCCAUACGACAAAGUUAAAUCACAGAAGGGAAAAGACCUUAUUCUAGUUGAUGGUUACACUUUUUCAAAAACUAGUGCAUAUACCUGGACUUGUUCUACGAGAAACCCUUCCUGUAAAGCGAAACUUACUCUGAACGCGAAUGAAGACAUCGUGAAAAUUAAUAAUGUACAUUGUCAUCCACCAAAGCAAUACGUUCGUACGAAAUCUGGGAUCUUAUGGGCAGUAUGCUUAGUAAUGGAGAAUAAAAGUAUACUUGAUAGUUUGUCUGUGUCAUAUUACACAAUCACAUGCAUAAAGACGCCGAAAGCGAAAGCUUUUCCAGGCGAGCCACUAGACCACUGGGUCAAUCAAGAAUUUCUCACAUUAAUGACCAAUUAUUUUUCAGAAUAUUGCCCAUACGAAACAGUUAAAUCAAGGAAAGGGAAAGACCUUAUUCUAGUUGAUGGUUAUACAUUUUCAAGAUCCAGUAUGUAUACGUGGAUUUGUUCAACGAGAAACUCUUCCUGUAAAGCGAAACUAAUAAUGAACUCGAAUGAUCACAUCGUGAAUAUAAAUAAUGUACAUUCACAUCCUCGAAAGCGAUUCGUUCGUACAAAGUCUGGCGUCUUAUUGGCGAUAUGAAAUGAACAGUGAAAAGAAGAUAUGAAGAUAUUGCUGUGCCCGACAAGGUCCACAAUGGUUCUGUAUCAUUAUAUUAUUGAGACCUUCAUAUACAUUAUGGAACGCAAAUUAUUGAGUAUUGAAGAAAACUCGAGAUAUGAAAACCUUUGCUAUGCAGGGUGUCUAGCGAUAGAAGAGAUUAGGUUAGCACGUGACGCAAGAUAGUUAAAAAUAAGUUUUUUUUUUAUUGUUUUAAUGUAUUAGUAUCGAACUGGAUUUUAUGCGGUUGCGGUAGUAAAAUAUUCAAAUUGCAUGAUGUCGUUACAGACAAAGGUAUAAGUGGAAUAAAAAACAAGUUUGUACUGAGCAACGAUGAGGAAUUUGUUAGAAUCCUAAAAAAAUAUGUAUAAGUACGUCAUUUACUUAUUUACUUUCCUUUUUAAAAAUAAAA